AAGAGAGAGAAGUGGAAGAACGAGUGGGAUGAAUGUGGAGUCACGAUCAUGUGUGAUUCGUGGACGGGGCCUAUGCGUAAUUCGGUCAUUAAUUUCUUGGUGUAUAGCGGUGGCACCAUGUAUUUCUUGAAGUCCAUCAAUGCGUCCGACAAAAUACAGGACCAUCAAUACUUGUUGAAGGAGAUACGAGCAGUGGUCAUGAAAGUGGAGCCUCACAAUGUGGUUCAGCUUGUCACGGAUAAUGGUUCGAACUACAAAAAAAGCCUGCAAAAUUCUCUGUCACGAGUUCCCUACCAUUGCAUGGCAGCCUUGCCUUGCCCAUACCAUCAACCUUAUGCUGAAGGACAUAGGGAAGUGGCCGGAGCAUGAUGCUUGUAUUCGAAGCGCGCAACGAAUUUGCAGCUGGCUCUACAACUCCAACAGUUUACACAGCAUGAUGAGGGAAGCCAUCGGUGGAGAGUUGGUCAAGUGGAAUGUAACAAGAUUUGGGACCAACUACAUGUUCCUUGAAAGCAUGUAUAAGAAGAAGGACCAGUUCAUGACAUGGUUAGUGUCACCUGAGUUCCGACGGUCCCGCCACUUCAAAAGUGAAACUGGAAGGUACAUUUACGAAUGCAUCACAAAUCUUAAAUGGUGGGCGAAUAUGGAGUAUGUGAUCAAUGAUGUUGAGCCUCUGUACAUGUUUCUGAGAUUUGCUGACACAGACAAGACACCUAAUUUGAGUGAGAUGACAAUGGAGUAUCAAAACAUGAGGCAGACAUAUGCCAGCAAGUUCAGCAGUGACUACCCCCGGUUUGAAAAGAUCAUGGCUGUGAUAGAUGCAAGGAUGACCACAGUGAUGUCAGGCACAUAUAUGGCCACUGCUUGUGCUCUUAACCCUUACGUGCAGUACAGUUUGGGCACAUCACAGACAGUCAUGGCAGUAAUGCGCAAUGGUCUGGAGAAAAUGUUGAAUACUAAUUCAGCAGCAAUUGCAUUGUAGGAAUUUGAAAUAUU
This is a messenger RNA of Panicum virgatum (switchgrass), 996 nucleotides long. RefSeq lists its product as uncharacterized. The record is from RefSeq and is a predicted model, not a curated record. The transcript is spliced from 2 exons. The coding region runs from base 218 to 982 and encodes 254 amino acids. Lineage: Eukaryota; Viridiplantae; Streptophyta; Magnoliopsida; Poales; Poaceae.